GGAGGAGUGAAUGACAGGCUCCUCGGUCGUAGAACGCAAAAGGUCCACAAACCAGGUUAUAACAUUAACGGCAUCUGUUCCACAGUUAACGGUGCUGUAACCGAUCUGUUUUCCCCAAACUAACGUCGUCUACACCCCCCUCUUCAGACACUCCCCUCACUCCAUAACGUCCGUCCAUGGCGUCGUGUGACGACGAUUUCUCUCUCCUUGACGGUAACGCAACUAACUCUAACGCCCAAUCUAACCCUAAUCCUAAUCUCCACCGCCUCGCCGCCACUCAUCACCACCAAUCAUUUCCUCACCGUUUCUCCAAGGCCACUCCCAUCCACGCGCCGCCGCCUGUUCAGUCGCUGAUUCAACCGAUUCUUCAGCCUCAUGUUGAGAGUUCCAAGGAUUUGUCCGGCGACGAUGAUGGCGAUGCUGAGGGGUACAGCGACGGCGCGUUCUGUUCGCAGCCUGAUCCGAAGGCGUUUCACGGCGCGAUCCCUUUUUCCGGCGAUAAUGACCAGGUUCCUUUUGAGAAUGAGGCUGACAUGACUAGAUCUAGGGUUAAUCAUGAGAAGCGAAGCGAUCGCGAGGAGCUUAGCGAUGGAGGAACGCCGUAUAGUUACAAAAGAUCGAAGCUUGUGAAUUCGAUUGCGUCGGCUGGUGGAAGUGGAGAGUAUAGGAAGGAUCGAGAGGAGUGGAGCGAUACGGCGAUUGCGUGUCUUCUCGAUGCGUAUACAGAGAAGUUUAUGCAGCUUAAUAGGGGGAAUUUGAGAGGGAGAGAUUGGGAGGAAGUGGCUGGGAAUGUUAGUGAGAGGUGUGAGAAGCAAUGUAAGAGUGUUGAACAGUGUAAAAACAAGGUGGAUAAUUUGAAGAAGAGGUAUAAGUUGGAGAGACAUCGAAUGAGUAAUGGCGGAAUUUCUGCGAGUCAUUGGCCUUGGUUUAAGAAGAUGGAAGUGAUUGUUGGCAAUGCAUUACCAAUGAAAACUGUUUCGGAAGAAGAUAAGUCUAUUGGUGGAUCCGCAUCAUCACUUAAACCAUCCAAGAGGUAUGGCACAGCUACUUCCAGCCCCAGUGCUCAAAUUGCUAAUAUGAAGACAAAACAGGUGACCAACCCAAAGUGGCGGAGAGUAGUCUUUAAAAUCAGUGGUGCUUCCUUGGCCGGUUCUGGUUCUCACAGCAUAGACCCAAAGGUGGCAAUGCUGAUUGCUAGAGAAGUUUCGAUGGCUUGUCAGAUUGGUGUUGAGGUGGCGAUAGUUGUUGGUGGUCGUAACUUCUUUUGUGGAGAUACCUGGGUGACAGAAACUGGUUUAGACAGAUGUACUGCAUAUCAAAUUGGUAUGAUGGCAACUGUGAUGAAUUCCAUACUACUCCAAUCUGCCCUGGAGAAGAUGGGUGUUCAGACUCGAGUGCAAACUGCAUUUGCAAUGCCAGAGGUUGCAGAACCAUACAGUAGACAGAGAGCCAUCAGGCAUUUAGAAAAAGGUAGAGUGGUAAUAUUUGGUGGUAUUGGUGCUGGUACAGGAAAUCCACUCUUUUCCACAGACACGGCAGCAGCUCUUAGAGCUUCGGAAAUUCAUGCUGAUGCUGUCCUGAAAGGUACUAUGACAAACAACACAGAUGGUGUCUAUGAAUUUGAGUCCAGAAAUAACAGUGGUCUGUUUGAGCAUGUUACCUUCAGGGAAAUGGCUUCCAGAGGUUCAACUGCAAUGGACAUGAUGGCUGUGACAUUUUGCGAGGAGAACUGUAUUCCAGUGGUGAUAUUUAAUCUACUUGAGCCUGGUAACAUAUCAAGAGCAUUAUCCGGAGAACAAGUCGGAACUUUGGUUGAUCAGACUGGGCAGAUCAGUUGACAUCUGUAUUUUUGGAGAGCUGAGAUAUGCCCUUACAGUCUGCCUUCCAGAGGCAAACAGAGGCUUCCCCAAGUUUUCUGGGCUCCCAUUAUCUAUCAGAUAAUAAUGGACAUAUCCAAUAAUAUACCGUAGAUUUAGGACUUGUACCGGGAAAAAAGAGGGGAUAAAAUUAUUCUGGCUGUACAGAUAACAUGAGAGAGGGAUAAUAUAUUUAUCCCCAUAGAGAACAUAAAGAUAUGCUACCUGUACAGAUAACAUGAGAAAAAGGGAUAGUAUACCUUCAGCAACUGGUUAGUCAAGCCACCUGCAUGCUGAGGUGUGUUGUGUUUGUAAAUCGUGUCUAAAAGAGUUAACAUUUUACAAAAUUGUACUACUUGUGUAAAGAUGCAACUCUAUGUAUGAAAUUCAGACCAAGUUCUUACUAGUUCGAAAUGGUUAACAAUACAUGUUAUUGAUCA
Molecule: messenger RNA, 2296 nt
Organism: Daucus carota subsp. sativus
Lineage: Eukaryota; Viridiplantae; Streptophyta; Magnoliopsida; Apiales; Apiaceae
Exons: 7
Coding region: 177-1838 (553 amino acids)
Biological process (GO): UDP biosynthetic process
Cellular component (GO): cytoplasm
Molecular function (GO): UMP kinase activity
Source: RefSeq, a predicted model, not a curated record